AUGCAUUCUGUUCCAAGUUUGUACGAAUUGGGGAGUGGUUCAAAUUCUGCAAACUUUCUUCGUGGAGUGUUGAGUUCACCAGAAAUGAUGAAUAUCGGGAAUUCAAUCUUGAGCUCAAGUUCAGCAUCUGAUCACGUGAAAGCAAUUACAGCAAACAAGAGCCACAGCGAAGCUGAAAAACGAAGAAGAAGGAGAAUCAAUGGUCACCUCGCCACCCUCCGCACUCUCGUUCCUAAAGCUACCAAAGUAAGGACAACCAUUGUUAAAACUUCGGACAAGGCUUCAUUGUUAGCAGAGGUGGUCCGUUGCGUAAGAGAGCUGAAGAAAACAACAGCAGAACUUUCACUGUUUGACACUGAUCUCGAAUCCCACAACCCUAGUACCAACAUAGCAAGAGACAAUGCGUUCCCAAGUGAAACAGAUGAACUAAAAUUAUUUCACUACGAUGGAGAUACAGGCACUGUAAAGGCGUCCUUGUGCUGCGACGAUCGGCCGGAGCUCAUAUCGGAGUUAACAAGGGCACUAAGUUCGGUGCAAGCGACGGUGGUGAGGGCGGAGAUGGCGACUGUCGGAGGGAGGAUGAGGAUUGUGUUGUGGGUGCGAGUUCCGUUGGCCGGAGAUGAAGGGUUAGGUGCCUUACGAAGGGCGUUGAAGGUAGUUGUUGAAAAGGCCGCUUUGUCGCCUGGGUCGAACCAGGGCUUGCCGGGGAACAAGAGGCCCCGUCUCUAUCACUGCUGA
Molecule: messenger RNA, 738 nt
Organism: Ilex paraguariensis (yerba mate)
Lineage: Eukaryota; Viridiplantae; Streptophyta; Magnoliopsida; Aquifoliales; Aquifoliaceae
Source: the annotation of a GenBank genome assembly